AUGUCGACUAGUUCGGCAAAAGAUGAGAUCUCAUCGCCCCGUAUCUUUGCUUCUUCGGUGUUCACCAUCGAUGAAUCUAAGUUAUGUUUCAACAAAUCCCACUUCAGUCGACCAGACUUUAACGUACAACGGUUCAUGAACCUUGCGAGACAGUUAGUUGUUGACGGGAUGAAACACGGAGUAGUGUUUUUUUUUUUUAGAAAAGCGGAACUGAAACAAAUUCAACAAGAUCUCAGACUCUACCUGAAAAGCGUUCAGAAUUCUAUGAUAGAACUUAUUAAUGACGAUUACGCCGAUUUUGUUCAUUUGUCGUCGAACCUCGUCAGUCUUCAGGACACUCUCAACAAAAUCGAAAAAGAAAUCAAUGUGAGUUUUUCGUCAACUCUCUUCAAUAGAUAAGAGUUUUCAGGCAGUGUGGAACGACUUUGAGCAGACGACUCUGGAAGCUGUUGGAACUGCUGGAAAAGUGGAGAACUGUUGUGAAGAACUGACUUCAAAUCGAGAAAGGCAGUCCUACGUGAGAGACCGCAUUGCCUUUCUAUCAGCACUCGAAAAGUUAUCUACUUUGCUUCGAACUGCUCCUAAAGAGCCUAACGUUUUAUGGUUUGUUUGGGGUUUAAAAGAAAAAAAAACUUUUUUUUGAGGUUGGAAAAGGUGGCUUCCUUUGUUGUUGACGUUGCUUCAGCUCGUUCACAGAAGAUGAUCACGAACGAGCGCGAGGAAAAGUGUCACCAAUUGGUUGGUUUUCUUCUUCUUCUCUUUUAAAAUCCACUUGUUUGUAGGACAACGUAAAAAAUCAAUUGAUUUUUAUUUUAUUUUUAUUUUUUGGUAACUUCUCUUUGAGGUGCUCUCGAAACUGGAAGAUCUACUGUGCAGCGAAGGCGUCCGGAGUCUCUCUGGAAACUGUGCAACUUUGCCUUUGGUCCUGUCGAUCUUGACGUUGACGGACAGCACCCACGCCUUGACGGCCCGUCUUGUUUCCGACCUUAUCUACCCGAAAUUGGUGCGACCCAACGACGACAGCUACCAGCGACUCACCGACGUCUUCAGCAGCAUUCUGGAGGCAUCUGCCCAUUCCCAAAUCUUUGUAAUUAUCCAGUUUAGAUGCGCGCCAACUGGUCAAACACCCUUGGACACCGUUUUCAUGGUCCCGUACGCGUUUUCCUCGACCAGACGCUUCUAACAUUUCUUCUCACUUUCAUCGACAAGGUUUAAAAUUUUUUUAAUGAGCUUCAGGAGAGCUUUCAUCGAUAUUUUCAAGAUCGGUUGUGUUGCAAAAAAAGUUUGUUUAUGAGAGCAUAUUUUUUCGUCAGAAGCUUGAUGUUUAGAAGGCAUUAGAACAUUUUCAAGAAAGGAUACUAUGCGAACAUUUAAAACAAGAAGUUGCUCUAUUUAAAAAAAAAAGUCGAUGGUAAAUAAUUUCGUUUGAUUGGAAAACUUUUUCAAUUCAAUUAAACCCAAUAAAACAGCCCUUCCAACUACGCAGAUGUGGAAAAACUUCAAUAGCUUCCAGAAAAGCUUCAAUUUAUAAAUAAUCUCUCAAAAGGAUUUCCUUUGCUCAUGGCCGAUGACGUUCGCUUACAGACCUUUUGAUUGGUUAGGGGUGUAACGGGAAUUAUGAACUUUCUCGAAAUUUCUUUUCGCGGUUUAGUCUCUAUGAAGUAUUCAAGUUUGAUCUAUUGAAUAUAUUCACAGUGCAUGGGAACAGUGGCUGUGCCUAGCGAUACCCGUUUGUUCCAUCGCUGCUACCUUGCAACACAGGACUUUAUCGGAAAAUGGCCCUCGGGAAGACAUUCCAGGUUUUUUUUCUUUUUUUUUUCUUUUCGGAAAUGGGGAUGCAUCAAAAUUCCCUUUGAAUGCGAAAAAUUUUCGGGGAUUGUAGAAAUCCUAAACGUAUUUGAAAGAUACACAAGUUUCCUAGUCUUUUGAUAAAAUCGACCUUUUCAGAGCCAUGUUGAAACUGAUUCGGGAAAAGUUCAACCUGGUAGUGUACUUCAAGCUGGAAACUCACAAGCACACGAGAGCGAUCGAGGCGAACAGUUCCCUGGAAAACGUCGCCUUGUGUGAACAGCAGAAUAGUGAAGUUUUCACGGCUUCUUCUGAAUCUCCUGAUUUUUUUUUUCCUAUUUUUAGAAUUUCUACUACAAGCUUUCUCUGAAAAUCUUCGAUGCGGUCGAGAGUCUCUGGGAAGAAGAAGUUUAUCUUCCUCCCCUUGUUGACAAACUCUGGGACUUCACAUUGCGUUUGAUCUCCAAGCACUUUUCCUGGGUCAAAUCCGCUCAAAAGUAAGGAAUUUUCGUCGAAAAAGCCUAAUACUUUGGAAUGCAGGCAUUUCGGAGAAGAAGGAAAUCAAAUCGAAGGGGUUCCUCGCUGGAAAUGUCUUUUGUGGCUCAGAGGCGACGCGUCUCGACUUCAGUCCGAAGCUUUCGAUUUCGCUUUGGAAAGUGUUUGGCCGAAACUGAGGUGAGAACUUUCGUUUUUCCGUUUUCGCCGUGGGGGAAUUAAUAUCGAGAAAAAAGACCUCAUUUCUUAAAAACAACUAAAUAAUUACACUGCCUAAAUUUAUUCUUGGAAAAAGGCAGGGAGUGCUCGAAAAGUUCAGUUUAAACUAUGGAGUUUUCACCUGAAUUUCUAUUUUUGUUAAAAAUUUUUCCAACUUCUUAAAAAUUUGUCUGUAUCAGAUUGAAAUUUUGUUCGGUAGAAGAAUGAUUCUUAUAAGGGUAGAUCCUUCCUACGCAAAGUUUCACAUGUGAAAUUCAGCAAAUCAGUGAAAGUUCCAUAGAAGUGCUUGGGAAAAGACAGGAGAACUUUUCAGAAAAUUUGCUUUUUGAAUGUUGACGAAAUCAUCUUCUUUUCAGAGAUCUCGACGUAGACACGAGUUCUUUCGGCCAAUGCCUGACGAAGCACGGGAGAUCAGUGGACGCCUUGUGCAGCAACAUCGAUUCCGACGUUGUCCAACUGUUUUCUGGCCUUGUCAAUAAAGUGAAAAUAACGACUAACUUCCGCUCAAACUCGAGAAUCGCAGGAACUCACGCAAGUGAACGACGUGCCCAAGCAGUACCGAUGGACGAAGAAACCGCCGCCUUCAACUCAUUCGGCCUAUGUGUCUACGGCAGUUUCGAUGAUUGAUGAGUUUGAAAACGUCUUGAGGUCUUUUCCCUCUUAGUUUUUCGUUGACUUCUCCCUUUUCAGACUGCAGGAACAUCCAAAUGUUCAGAAACUUGUCCUGGAUAUUAAUCAGAAUGCGCUGGAUUUUUUCGCUUUAAAAGCAAAGGAGGUGAAUAGCUAAUUCAAUAAGUCGAUACUUUUUCUUCGAGAUUCUCAGGUUCAAGACAGUGUGGAAGCCACUGGUUCCAGUCUUUCACGGUUCAAGAAAAAGGAGGCGUCCGACGGCACAACGGAUGACGAUAAAAUCAAAAUACAGGUAAUAUUUGGAGAAUGGACUACCUCGAAGUCAAAUGAGUUUAGCGAGAUAUUAAAGUUUGAUUUUUAUUUGGGUUUCUGGGAAUAUUCCAUUUUUUUAAAUGAAUAUGACCAUGAAAGUUUUUUUUUGUAUUGAGUUCAAAACAUUCCAUCUAGGGGAAUGAAAAUUAGAGAUUUUUUUUUAAAAACAAAGCCUUUUUUUAAUAGUUUCGCCUUUUUCGACCUUGAGAUUUUUGCACUUCUCGCGAUCUGUUUCAGAUCCAUCACGACGCGAUUCACUUGUUGGAGAGAAGUCGUCUUCUGGGAAUAACUGUAGAUGGCCUCGAAACUUUGUCCCAACGCUACACUGCUCCGAUCUCCAAGGAUUCUUCUCGCGCAUCUCCGGCCUUCGAUGCCCCCGCCGCCUCCAUCAAUCUCGAAACUGUUCAAACCCAACUUCCACCGACAAACGAGGAAGAUUCAACCUGA
Caenorhabditis auriculariae is the source of this 3891-nucleotide messenger RNA. Lineage: Eukaryota; Metazoa; Nematoda; Chromadorea; Rhabditida; Rhabditidae. The record is from the annotation of a GenBank genome assembly.